AUGGCUAAGAGAUCCGUUUCGAUCCUCACCCGCCUCCUAACGAAUCCAUCUUCUCCAUUCACCGCACCCACCCGAUCCAUCACCUACAUGCCCCGUCCCGGCGACGGAGCCCCACGCACCGUAACCCUCAUCCCCGGCGACGGGAUCGGACCUUUAGUGACCGGUGCGGUGGAACAGGUCUUCGAAGCGAUGCACGCGCCGGUGCAUUUCGAGAGGUACGAGGUUCGUGGACACAUGAGGAAAGUCCCCGAGGAAGUGAUGGAAUCCGUGAAGAGGAACAAGGUUUGUCUGAAAGGUGGGUUGGCGACUCCCGUUGGCGGAGGUGUCAGCUCAUUGAACAUGCAGUUGAGGAAAGAGCUCGACAUCUUCGCUUCUCUCGUCAACUGCAUCAACGUCCCUGGGUUAGUGACGAGGCACGAGAAGGUGGAUAUCGUUGUGAUUAGGGAGAACACGGAAGGAGAGUACGCGGGUCUCGAGCACGAGGUUGUUCCUGGUGUUGUUGAAAGUCUUAAGGUGAUAACUAAGUAUUGUUCUGAGAGGAUAGCGAGGUACGCAUUUGAGUAUGCGUACCUGAACAACAGGAAGAAAGUGACUGCUGUUCAUAAAGCCAACAUUAUGAAGCUAGCGGAUGGGCUCUUCCUUGAAUCUUGCAGAGAGGUUGCUAAAGCUUAUCCUGGGAUUACAUACAACGAAAUAAUUGUAGACAACUGUUGUAUGCAGCUUGUGGCUAAGCCUGAGCAGUUUGAUGUCAUGGUGACGCCUAAUUUGUAUGGUAAUCUUAUUGCAAACACUGCUGCUGGAAUAGCUGGUGGGACUGGUGUGAUGCCAGGAGGCAAUGUUGGUGCGGAACAUGCGAUAUUCGAGCAAGGAGCGUCAGCAGGGAAUGUUGGGAAUGAUAAAAUAGUGGAGCAGAAGAAAGCGAACCCGAUGGCUCUACUUCUCUCGUCGGCUAUGAUGCUUAAACAUCUCCAGUUUCCUACGUUCGCUGAUCGUCUUGAAAUUGCAGUGAAACAAGUCAUACAAGAAGGCAAAUGGCGAACCAAGGAUCUCGGUGGAGAUUGCACUACUCAGGAAGUUGUUGAUGCUGUCAUAAAAGCUCUUGACUGAGCUUCUACUUGCUUCGUGCUUGGUGCUUCUCUGUUUUGCGUUUGCUAUUUGUUUUUUCUUGAUUGUUUUUAUUCAUGCAUUUACUUCAUUUGACAAUGUUCGAUCUCUUGUUAAAGCACGAGCUUAUAAUAGUUAUAUAAUAAAUUCAAUAAAGAGAAAUACUCUCUCUGACGCGCUUACCAAGACACUCGUGCUCCGACGCCGGUAGAGGCCGGCGUCGCCUCCGUCCCAUCUUCUUCUUCAUAGUUUCUCUUGCUCCAAAUCAAAGCUCUCAUUCUGUCACUUAUUUCGCCAUUACUCAAUCAUUUAUUCUAGAUCUGGGGAUAACAAAACUGGAGAAGACCUGUGUGGUCUCUGCUCGGGUUUUGGAGACCACCGGACCUGCAUCCUUCACCGGGGACUCCUGGAAUUGCGGUACAAAUACCACCCCUCCCUGCCUCGACCCACAAAAGGGAUGGCUCUCUAUCUGCAACAGAUUUGCAACUCGCUACGCUUGCACAAAUGGCGCCUCACAUCACCUCUUUCCCUUCUCUGAGUUCAACUUUCAGCUGCGCUCCAGAUCUGAGAGGACCUCCAUGGGUUUCUCCGGAUCUGAGCUACUGUCAGAUAAAGCCCAAAGCUCAGACAUAAAGAACACCUCAAGCCACCGUAGUUCAUCAACUUCACGUUACAAACGGGAUUCCGUGGGUGGCUGCUCAAUCCCUAACCUUCAGAUCUUCACGGUCUCCUCUCCUCCAUCUUGCGCCACCGUCCUUCACCCCGCCAACGAGGUGUACCCUAAUUCCGCCGCACACACGCUGCUCGUCAAGUUCAGAUCCGUUGAGGAUAAUGCUGACAUCAGCCCUUCCAUUUUCUCUAUAUGGGCCAGACCCAUACCAAUUGCAAAAGGUGUCAGCCCAUUCUCAAUCUCUCAAAAUGAUAAUUUUAAUGAGAAGACCAAGCCCAAAGAUUUGGCUUUAUUUAAUAGUUUUUCAAUGAGUCUCGAUGGAUUCACCGAACCUUUGAUCCAAACUAUUGUGAACACGAUGUCAUAUCAUUCGAUUCAGAACCGAUCCUUACUUUUGUGGUUG
Molecule: messenger RNA, 2177 nt
Organism: Brassica napus (rape)
Lineage: Eukaryota; Viridiplantae; Streptophyta; Magnoliopsida; Brassicales; Brassicaceae
Product: isocitrate dehydrogenase [NAD] regulatory subunit 3, mitochondrial
Exons: 4
Coding region: 1-1107 (368 amino acids)
Biological process (GO): tricarboxylic acid cycle; isocitrate metabolic process
Cellular component (GO): mitochondrion
Molecular function (GO): isocitrate dehydrogenase (NAD+) activity
Source: RefSeq, a predicted model, not a curated record